GCUAGCGGCGGCGGCGGCUUGAGCUUCUCCCGGCGCCUCCGAUGUGGCAAGAGGCGAUGAUGAGGAGGAGGAGACGCCGCUACCUGCUGGAGCGGGCAGAGCAAGCGGGCGGCGGCUGCGGCGAGUCCCGCUCCCGGGACUGGCUGUACGAGUCCUACUACUGCAUGAGCCAGCAGCACCCGCUGCUUGUCUUCCUGCUCCUCAUCGUGAUGGGCGCCUGCCUGGCGCUGCUCGCUGUCUUCUUCGCCUCGGGACUGGAAAUAGAAGACCAUGUGGCAUUUUUAAUAACUGUUCCAACAGCCCUAGCAAUUUUUUUUGCUAUAUUUAUCCUUGUCUGCGUAGAACCUGUAUUUAAGAAGCUGCUUCGUGUAUUUUCUCUGGUGGUCUGGGUAUGUCUUGUUGCCAUGGGAUAUCUCUUUAUGUGUUUUGGCGGAGUCAUCUGUCCCUGGGACCAGGUAUCAUUUUUCCUGUUCAUUAUUUUUGUGGUUUAUACCAUGCUGCCCUUCAACAUGAGAGAUGCUAUAGUUGCCAGUGUCUUGACCUCUGCAUCUCAUACCAUUGUGCUGAGCGUGUGUCUAUCAAGUACAGCUGUGGUAAAGGAGCACUUGGUCUGGCAGGUACUGGCAAAUGUAAUCAUUUUUAUCUGCGGAAACUUGGCAGGAGCAUACCACAAACAUCUCAUGGAGCUUGCGCUGCAGCAGACCUAUCAGGACACAUGCAACUGCAUCAAAUCCCGUAUCAAGUUAGAAUUUGAGAAGCGACAGCAGGAGCGCCUCCUGCUUUCUCUACUGCCUGCUCACAUUGCCAUGGAAAUGAAAGCAGAGAUCAUUCAGCGGCUGCAAGGUCCCAAGGCAGGCCAGCUGGAAAAUACCAACAACUUCCACAAUUUGUAUGUCAAAAGGCACACCAAUGUAAGCAUUUUGUACGCCGAUAUUGUGGGAUUCACUCGCCUGGCCAGUGACUGCUCCCCAGGGGAACUGGUGCACAUGCUAAAUGAGCUGUUUGGCAAAUUUGAUCAGAUUGCAAAGGAAAAUGAAUGUAUGAGAAUUAAAAUUCUAGGUGACUGCUAUUACUGCGUGUCUGGACUUCCUAUAUCUCUUCAAAAUCAUGCCAAGAACUGUGUGAAAAUGGGAUUGGACAUGUGUGAAGCCAUUAAGAAAGUGAGAGAUGCCACUGGAGUUGAUAUCAAUAUGCGUGUGGGAGUGCACUCUGGGAAUGUCCUCUGUGGUGUUAUUGGGCUACAGAAGUGGCAGUAUGAUGUGUGGUCACAUGAUGUUACCUUGGCAAAUCACAUGGAAGCUGGCGGAGUCCCAGGACGCGUCCACAUCACUUCAGUCACCUUGGCACAUCUGAAUGGUGCUUACAAAGUGGAAGAUGGGGAUGGAGAUGUGAGGGACCCAUAUCUGAAAGAGCAUAAUGUUAAGACCUACUUUGUAAUCAACCCUAAGGGGGAAAAGCGAAGUCCUCAACACCACAUCAGACCUCGGCAUACUCUUGAUGGAGCCAAAAUGAGAGCAUCUGUCCGCAUGACUCGGUACCUGGAAUCCUGGGGAGCAGCCAAGCCAUUUGCACACUUACACCACAGGGACAGCAUGACCACUGAAAACGGCAAGAUUAGCACAACAGAUGUUCCUAUGGGACAAUAUCAUUUUCAGCGUUGCAGAGAGAGAACAAAAUCACAGAAAAAAAGGUUUGAGGAGGAACUGAAUGAGAGGAUGAUUCAGGCCAUUGAUGGAAUCAAUGCUCAAAAGCAGUGGCUUAAAUCUGAAGACAUUCAAAGAAUAUCACUUCUUUUCUAUAAUAAAACUCUGGAAAAAGAGUAUCGAGCAACUACUCUGCCUGCAUUUAAGUAUUAUGUGACUUGUGCUUGUCUCAUAUUCUUCUGCAUUUUUGUCGUGCAGACUCUGGUAUUGCCGAAAACAUCAAUUCUUGGAAUUUCAUUUGGGGCAGCAUUCCUCUUGCUUUCCUUCAUCCUUUUUAUCUGCUUUGCUGGACAGCUUCUGCAAUGUAGCAAGAAAGCAUCAGCUUCACUAUUGUGGAUCCUGAAGUCAUCUGGAAUAAUUGCAAACCGUCCCUGGCCACGGAUUACUCUUACAUUGACAACCACUGCUAUAAUAUUAACUAUGGCUGUGUUUAACAUGUUUUUCCUGGAUAAUGCUGUGAAAGCUUUUCCACCAGUUCUUAAUUCAUCAAAUGCAAGUUUUCCUAAUUCAAGUGAUCAGGCACAGUGGUGUAUACAAAACAACUAUUUUUUCCUACCGUAUUUUAUAUACAGCUGUAUAUUAGGGCUGAUUUCCUGUUCCGUUUUCCUGAGGAUAAAUUAUGAGUUGAAAAUGGUGAUAAUGUUGAUUGCACUGGUGGGCUACAAUGUUAUCCUUCUGCACACUCAUGGAUCCAUGCUGGAUGAUUACAGCAAAUUUAUGUAUGCAAUGGCACAUCUAAAAAGGCCAGGAAUACUGAAAGACCUGAAGACAAUGGGCUCAAUUUCUCUGUUUAUAUUCUUUGUCACAUUGCUGGUUUUGGGUAGACAGAAUGAAUAUUACUGUAGGUUAGACUUCUUGUGGAAGAACAAGUUCAAAAAAGAGCGAGAGGAAAUUGAAACCAUGGAGAAUCUUAAUCGGGUGCUGCUGGAGAACGUGCUUCCAGCCCACGUAGCUGAACACUUCCUGGCAAGAAACCUGAAGAAUGAGGAUCUAUAUCAUCAGUCAUAUGACUGUGUCUGUGUCAUGUUUGCCUCUAUACCGGAUUUCAAAGAAUUUUACACAGAAUCUGAUGUAAAUAAGGAAGGCUUGGAAUGUCUCAGGCUGCUAAAUGAAAUCAUUGCUGACUUUGACGAUUUAUUGUCUAAGCCAAAGUUCAGUGGAGUUGAAAAGAUAAAGACCAUUGGAAGCACUUACAUGGCAGCAACAGGACUGAGUGCAACACCCAACCAAGAACAGUGUCAGGAACCUGAACGACAGUAUAUGCACAUAGGAACCAUGGUGGAGUUUGCAUUUGCUUUAGUUGCGAAACUGGAUGUCAUAAACAAGCAUUCAUUCAAUGAUUUCAAGUUACGAGUGGGUAUUAAUCAUGGACCUGUAAUAGCUGGAGUAAUUGGAGCUCAAAAACCACAAUAUGAUAUCUGGGGCAAUACAGUAAAUGUGGCCAGCAGGAUGGACAGCACUGGUGUCUUAGAUAAAAUACAGGUUACAGAGGAGACAAACAAUGUCCUACAAAUGCUGGGGUACAUGAGCACUUGUAGAGGAAUAAUAAAUGUAAAAGGAAAAGGAGAACUGAAGACAUACUUUGUACACACGGAAAUGACAAGGUCCCUUUCACAAGGGAACGUGGCAUCCUGAAGAAUGUUUGUAGGUGUCAUCGAUACUGUAUUUUUAGGAAAGUGUCACACACUUUUUAACUACAUUAUGGCCCUUAACAUGCGUGCUAUAUUCUGGUAUGUGGCACUUAUUUUAAUAUGGCUGCACAAUAGUCCCAUGAUCCAUCAUUUGACAUUCCUAUAUUCGAGGACAGUUGUGUAGCAUGCUACAAGACUGGAAGAUUGUACUGCAACUUGCACUGUUAUAUGAAGACAAGAAAAGAAGGAACAGAAAUUGGAGGUAACUCAUCCUGAAAGGACCAAAAAGAGAUGUUAGUGGCAAAUGGUAGGAAAAAAAGGCAAUAAAGCUAGGGGUGCAUACCAUUUUCUGAUGCAUGAUGUUUUCUGGAAAAUAUGGUAGCUCCCCAAUAGCAUCAACUAAUCUGAUAUUAAAAUAUACAGUAUUUGUAAAUAAGUUUACUCUGUCCACACAUGAUUUGGAUGUGAUCACCAGUUGCAUCUCAUAGCCAGGGACACGUUAGGUGGCUUGCUGGCAUCCUUUCUGGAGAGAGAACUAACAAUGCUGGAACAGUUUUGUACAAACGUGUCAAAUGUUUUGAAGCUAUUGUCUUUUGUAAGGUUAAUUCAUUAAAAGUUUAUAUGUACUUUGUCUUACUGUUGCUGUCUCUUAGUUUUGCUUCCUUCCCAUGGCUUCUCUUACUCUCAACUUGUGUGUUUCCUCCUGCUGCUGCUGCUGCUUUUUAUUCAGCAGUUAGAUGCUGAGGCAGGCUGUGGCCAGCUGUUUCAGUAGCCUACGUCAUUAAUAUCGGCUAGGCUUGCAGUGGCUUUUCAGAAAUUGAAUCAACACUGUUGUCUUCAGUCAUGGCUAAUAUCUAGGCACUUUGUAGCCAUUUGCUCCCUGGGUGAUGCGGAAGGCUUAACCUCAAAUCCAUGAAUACAAGCAAAGUGGUGGAUGCUGUUGCUACUUUGCGACAUGCCUGCAGUGCUCAAACAGUAACUAGGAAAAGCUGUAGGAGAGAAUGGGAGUUUUUUUCUCUUUUGCACUUCCUCUUUUGCCCUUGCAUGUCUUUCACUUACCGUUAUAAUGCUGAAUUUCAUGGGAUGUUUAAAACAAUCUAACAUACCAAAACAUAAUUAUAAGUGGUAGAGACAAAAAUGCUAGAUGCUAGAUAAUUAAAAUCUCAUUGGAUUAAAAACUAUCAUAUUUGCAGACUUUAGUAGAGGAGGCUAGGUGAAACGCUUAAAAGCAUGUAAUUGUACUAUCCAUGCACCUUUAAAGGCCUCUGUAAAGAUUAUUUUUGCUUUGCUAUUAUCAGCACUUGGACUUAACAUAUUCUUUUAGUCAUCAUAACAGUCUAACAAGAACAAAAUUAAUAAAAUCUUCCUAUUUCAAAAAUAACAUAAAGUACAAGAAAUUUUUCUGGCUGAUACCUCAUGAAUAUAGCUGCCAAGUUACGCACUGUUAGGUCUAGUGUGUUACUGAAACAUAAAAAGAAAGGUAUUCACAGAACAAUCUUUCAGAUUCCUCAUUCAUUAACCAUGUAUUUACAUUUGUAUUUCAUUGUUGUCCCUUGAAAAGGAGUUCUCAAAAUUGUGGGUCACAAAUAAAUGGCAUCUGGCACAGUCUUAGUGAGUGUGGCACGGGGUCAUUUAUGGCAGCCAGCUGUCCACUGGCAAACUGGAAUGACAGCAAAUUUAUAAAUGUCAGUAUCAGCAGUAAAAUAGACUAUCUAAAUCUGGACCACUUUUAGUUAGUCUGAAGCCAAAUGCAAGUUAUUUCAGAUGUUCAACAUAAUUUGACAUCUCACCCAAAGUUGGAAAUGUUUGAUCAGUAACUUUCAAAAUAGGCUAAUAAAGUUCUCAUUAAAAAAAAAUAGGUUGUUGUCCUUAUCAUUCUUUUGUUUUAAUUAAUAAGUUAACAAAUAUUUUCCAUUUGAAUGAAAAAAAUUCCAAGUGGCUCACUGAUCAGUAAGAAAUAAUUUCCCAGUCACUUCCUAAAACAAGCUAUCGGGUAGCUAUGCUUAAGAUUUCUCCAAAAUCCCUCCCCUCUACUUAUUACAAAUUUUACAUACGCACACACUCUUGUUUACACAAAAAAUAUUAUCUUUCUUAGACCUUGAAUGUAUUCUCAACCCUUUAAAUCAUAUUAGUAUUACCAUAAGUCAAAGUAAUCAUUUCCAAUUGUGGAUGAAAAUCCUUUUUAUAAAGUUGACUAUAUUGUACUGUGUGCAGCUUCAGAUAUAACCUGUAUAUUCAAGGUUGUGCUUUUCAUCUGUAUUCUUGCACAUUUUGUGAAUCUGUAGCAAACCUCAUACCUAACUCGAUAGACUUGCUUCUAUGAUAUUUAUAAAAAUU
Rhea pennata is the source of this 5671-nucleotide messenger RNA. RefSeq names its product adenylate cyclase 2 (gene ADCY2). Gene Ontology annotation, biological process: adenylate cyclase-inhibiting G protein-coupled receptor signaling pathway; intracellular signal transduction; cAMP biosynthetic process. The record is from RefSeq and is a predicted model, not a curated record. Lineage: Eukaryota; Metazoa; Chordata; Aves; Rheiformes; Rheidae. Gene Ontology annotation, cellular component: plasma membrane. The transcript is spliced from 25 exons. The coding region runs from base 42 to 3338 and encodes 1098 amino acids. Gene Ontology annotation, molecular function: adenylate cyclase activity.